AGGACGAAGAAGGAAGAAUGCCGGGGUUAACUUGCAACGCAUGUAACAAGGAAUUCAAUGACGAUUCAGAGCAAAGACUUCAUUACAAGUCCGAUUGGCACCGUUACAAUCUCAAGCGAAAGGUAGCUGGGGUUCCGGGAGUCACUGAAGCUCUGUUUCUGGCUAGGCAAUCAGCACUUGCUCAAGAGAAAAAUAAGCAGAAUGAAACUCCCAUGCUCUACAGUUGUGUUCUUUGUGGGAAGGGGUAUCGAAGUUCCAAGGCUUAUGAUCAGCAUCUGAAAUCACGAAGCCAUGUUUUGCGGGCUUCUCAAGGAAGUAAUCAGCCUGAAGAGCAGAAGGUAAUAAUUAAGCCCCUUCCACGUCGUGUUGUGAAUAAGCUUCCUCCACAGAGGGAAGCAAUAGGUGAAGAGAGUGAGGGAAGUGAGGAUGAGUGGGAGGAGGUUGAUUCUGAAGAAGAAUUGGUUAGCACAGCUUCCAAGUCCUUGACUGCAUUGAAUGUGGAUGAGCCUACCUCAAGCAAUGAUAUGGAUAUCAAUGGUGAUGAAGAUGAUGAGGAAGAAGAUGAGGAAUUGGAUCCAUCAUGUUGUUUUAUGUGUGAUCUUGAGCACGAUACCUUAGAAACCUGCAUGAUUCAUAUGCAUAAGCAACAUGGAUUCUUCAUUCCUGAUAUUGAGUAUUUGAAAGAUCCGGAAGGCUUGCUAACUUAUCUUGGGCUCAAGGUGAAGAGGGAUUUCAUGUGUCUGUAUUGCAAUGAUCGGUGUCAUCCUUUUAGCAGUUUGGAAGCUGUUAGGAAACAUAUGGCAGCAAAGGGUCAUUGCAAAGUACAUUAUGGUGAUGGUGGUGAUGAUGAAGAAGCCGAGCUGGAGGAAUUCUAUGAUUAUAGUAGCAGCUACAUGGAUGAAGAUGGAAAGCAGUUGGUUGCAGCAGGUGACAUGGGUGAUGUAGAACUUGGAAGUGGAUCAGAACUUGUUAUAACUAGAAGAUCUGAUGGUGGGAUAUCGACUAAAACACUUGGUUCACGUGAAUUUUUACGUUAUUAUCGUCAGAAGCCACGCCCAUCACCAGCAAAUAACGUGGCCAUUACAGCUGCAUUAGCCUCAAGGUACCGGAGUAUGGGGUUAGCAACCGUGCAGUCAAAGGAGCAGAUAGUGAGGAUGAAGGUAAUGAAGGAGAUGAAUAGAUCGGGCGUGGAGGUCAUGCGCACGAAACUUGGUAUCAAGAACAAUGUUAUCAGAAACCUGCCAAAGAAUGUCCCAUAUUAGUCGCGCCCAGUUGAUUCCUUCUAGUAAUUGAUAUUGCAAAAUGACUAUAUGGAUUUGUGAAAAUGUAAUAGUAAGCGUCAGCCAAAAAGAAAGAAAAAAAGAACAUGUUAGUCAUGUGAUGAUCUUAAGGAAUUUUUCUAAAAAUUUCAAAAAAAUUUGGUAGUUGGUGAGAUGAAUCAGAUCAUUGUAACAGAUUUAAAGAGCUUUCCGGGUUCCUGCUUGAUUCAUGAAUUUGGAUGAUAUUAAAUCGAACUGUUACUG
Molecule: messenger RNA, 1523 nt
Organism: Rubroshorea leprosula
Lineage: Eukaryota; Viridiplantae; Streptophyta; Magnoliopsida; Malvales; Dipterocarpaceae
Source: the annotation of a GenBank genome assembly